This is a messenger RNA of Andrographis paniculata, 1339 nucleotides long. RefSeq lists its product as uncharacterized. Lineage: Eukaryota; Viridiplantae; Streptophyta; Magnoliopsida; Lamiales; Acanthaceae. The transcript is spliced from 6 exons. The record is from RefSeq and is a predicted model, not a curated record. Gene Ontology annotation, biological process: Golgi vesicle transport. The coding region runs from base 127 to 1122 and encodes 331 amino acids. Gene Ontology annotation, cellular component: membrane.
AAACAACAUACUUGGAUUCGCUUCGACGUCUCCUCUUCCAUUGCAGCGAGAGGAAGAACAAACAAUCCCCCACCAAUUCUCUUCAGUUUGGAAGACUGCUGGAAGGAAAGAGGAGAAGCGGGGGAGAUGUUAGUUGCGAACACUUUUGAUUUAUGGCAAAAGGAUGUUUUCUUCUCCGCUGCCGAGGAAGUUCAGCAAUCUGCCGAUAUAAUGGAAUCAUCUUAUCGGACAUGGCUGAAAGCAAAGAGAGAAGGAUUAACGCCGCGGCAUUUAGGUGAACUUGGUAGAGAGCUUCAAAUGGCCUUAGGAACUGCAAAAUGGCAGUUGGAAGAGUUUGAAAGGGCUGUGCGCUUAAGCUACCAAAAAAACAGCGACAAAAAUAUGAUUAUCCGACACAAGCAAUUUGUUUCCGCUAUAGAAGACCAGAUUUCCCGUAUCGAAACUGCAUUCAGAGAAUCGCUGUUUGUGGAAGGGAAGAAACAGUUUCGGUGGGUAGAUUUGGAUGAAGAAGACUGCCACGAUUUGGCUCUUUUUCUUUCUGGAACUCCAGGAACAUCAAAAAGGAUCGAAGGUGAAAACAUAAAUCAAAACGCAGUAGAAACUAACUCCAGUAAUAAAUGCGGUGUUGAAGAAAGUUGCAGUCUCGAGUCCAAAAGUAUUUCGGAAAUGCCAAUGGCAAAUCUGGGGAAAGAUUCAGAACAGCUUCUUACGAAGCUAAGAGAGGGUGAGAUUUCAGCAGUGACUGAUGAAAUUAACCAUCAGGACAAUCAAGUCUCUGGUAAUAAAAAUUCAUGGAGUUUGGCAGGCGGGAGUGCUCAUGAGAUUGUUAUUGAUAUCAACGAUGAUAGACAGAACGAUGUAUUGACAGAAUCGACGCCUAAAGAGAAGGGUUCCAAACAUGUUUUUAGGAGUUUGAGAGAAAGCUAUCAUGGAGGUAAAGGAAUGCAGAGACAUACACGAAUGAAGAUUAUUAAUUGGAUAAAUCAGCACUUGAGAGGAGAUUAUAGAAGUCGUAGACAACAGCAAGUGUCUCCGGCAUUAUUGAUCAGUUCCAAACGUUACAUACUGGCGUUGAUGCUAAUCAUUUUUUUAGCCGUCCCUUUUCUGCUCUACUCAACCUAACCCUACACGGAACACCGACCAUGAGCUCGACUAGAGGUAUUCAACGAAUUCGAAACCCAUGAUCAGUGAUACUCGUUAUAUUUGGAAAAGUGUGUUAAUUUUUUGUGCGUUGGAAGGAAGUUCCUCCAUAUUUGAUAUUUGCAUGGUUUAAGACAUAGUAUUUGUGAGAUGUUCGAUGCCACCUGCAAAUAAAAUCUGUUGAUGUGCGUUCGCUCGA